Molecule: messenger RNA, 1385 nt
Organism: Otolemur garnettii (small-eared galago)
Lineage: Eukaryota; Metazoa; Chordata; Mammalia; Primates; Galagidae
Gene: SMUG1
Product: single-strand-selective monofunctional uracil-DNA glycosylase 1
Biological process (GO): base-excision repair
Molecular function (GO): oxidized pyrimidine nucleobase lesion DNA N-glycosylase activity; single-strand selective uracil DNA N-glycosylase activity
Source: RefSeq, a predicted model, not a curated record
AUGGCUGUGCCCCAGGCUUUCCUACUGGUGGCCCUCUAUGCUACUAGUGUCUCGAUGGAGCCCUCAGCCUGCCCUCGAAGCUUGGCUGAGGGCUUCUUGGAGGAGGAGCUUCGGCUCAACGCUGAGCUGAGCCAGCUGCAGUUUUCAGAGCCAGUGGGCAUCAUCUACAAUCCUGUGGAGUAUGCGUGGGAGCCACAUCGCAGCUAUGUAACUCGCUACUGCCAGGGCCCCAAGCAAGUGCUCUUCCUGGGGAUGAACCCAGGACCUUUUGGCAUGGCCCAGACUGGGGUGCCCUUUGGGGAAGUGACCAUGGUCCGAGACUGGUUGGGCAUUGGGGGGCCCGUGCUGACCCCGCCCCAAGAGCACCCUAAACGACCAGUGCUGGGACUGGAGUGCCCACAGUCAGAAGUGAGCGGUGCCCGAUUCUGGGGCUUUUUCCAGAACCUCUGUGGCCAGCCCGAGGUCUUCUUCCGUCAUUGCUUUGUCCACAAUCUGUGUCCACUGCUAUUCCUGACUCCCAGUGGGCGCAACCUCACCCCUGCUGAGCUGCCUGCCAAGCAGCGAGAACAGCUUCUUGGGAUCUGUGAUGUGGCCCUUUGCCGGCAGGUGCAGCUGCUGGGGGUGCGGCUGGUGGUGGGAGUGGGGCGACUGGCGGAGCAGCGGGCACGGCGGGCUCUCUCAGGGCUAAUGCCAGAGGUCCAGGUGGAGGGGCUGCUACACCCCUCUCCCCGUAACCCACAGGCCAACAAGGGCUGGGAGGCAGUGGCCAAGGAGAGACUGAAUGAGUUGGGGCUGCUGUCCCUGCUAUCAAAAUGAGAACCCCUGGGACCAGGCAUAGGAAGGACAUGUUCAAGGUCUCCAAGUCAUUCUUGGCCAAGCAGAGGAUAAAACACCUCCUGGACUAGAGCCACAAGGUCCUCUUGGGCUCCCUGGUAGCUGGGAAGCAUGCUCUCUGAUCUGUUGACUGUCUACCAACCUGCAAUAGCAGUUUUGACACUACUCCAGUUUGCCCUCCUGAUCCUGAUCCCUGCUUUUUUCACCACCUUUUGAGCAUUGCCCCUUUGUGGUAUUUCACUCUACAGAGAAUCAGAAGAGGGGCUUUGUGGCACUUGCAGACUGCUCUACCUCAUCAUUUCCUUGGGAAAGCAGAGAAUGACCCAAACAGUGACUUCUAAGGUCAUAUUUGCUGUUUCAGAGGAAUGCCAUGCCAAGAUCCUUACCUUCCUUACAAAACAGCAUCCUGCUGCUGACCCCUUCUCUUAUAGGGUCAGGACAAAGCAUAGGUCAUGAUACUAACACAGAACUAAUUAUGGGAAGCUAAGGCUGGACUACACAGAUUCACUGUUGUGGAAUGGGAAAGACAGAAGACCUGGAUUUUCUCUUUU